GCGGCCAAGUGCAGCCGCCCACAGCGGUGACGGCCGUGGCCGCGGCCUCGCCACGUGACCCGAACGGGCGGAAGCGGAAGUGCCUGCCUGGAGCCCGCGCUAGGUGCGUGUCCCCUCGGCGCUGGCUGGCUGCCACCUGCACCAGCUAUGGACUGCUACACCGCGAACUGGAACCCGCUUGGGGACUCUGCCUUUUACCGGAAAUAUGAGCUGUAUAGCAUGGACUGGGACCUGAAGGAGGAACUGAGGGACUGCCUGGUGGCCGCUGCGCCCUAUGGGGGCCCCAUUGCGCUGCUGAGGAACCCCGGGCGGAAGGAGAAGCCUGCCAGCGCACGGCCAGUUCUUGAGAUCUACUCAGCUUCUGGUGUGCCUCUGGCCAGUCUGCUGUGGAAGAGUGGGCCCGUGGUGUCCCUGGGCUGGUCAGCUGAGGAGGAGCUGCUCUGUGUGCAGGAAGACGGGGUCGUGCUGGUUUAUGGGCUUCAUGGUGACUUCCGGAGACACUUCAGCAUGGGCAAUGAGGUGCUCCAGAACCGGGUUCUAGAUGCCCGGAUCUUCCAUACUGAGUUUGGUUCUGGGGUGGCCAUCCUCACAGGGGCCCACCGCUUCACCCUCAGUGCCAACGUGGGCGACCUCAAACUCCGCCGGAUGCCAGAGGUGCCAGGUCUGCAGAGUGCACCAUCAUGCUGGACCACAAUGUGCCAGGACCGAGUGGCACACAUUCUUCUGGCUGUAGGACCUGAUCUUUACCUCCUGGAUCACGCAGCCUGCUCUGCAGUGACACCCCCUGGCCUAGCCGCAGGAGUGAGCAGCUUCCUGCAGAUGGCUGUCUCCUUCACCUACAGACACCUGGCGCUCUUCACAGACACAGGGUACAUCUGGAUGGGGACAGCGUCUCUCAAGGAGAAGCUGUGUGAGUUCAACUGCAACAUCCGGGCUCCCCCGAAGCAGAUGGUCUGGUGCAGCCGUCCUCGCAGCAAGGAGAGGGCCGUUGUGGUAGCCUGGGAGAGGCGGCUAAUGGUGGUGGGCGACGCACCUGAGGGCAUCCAGUUCGUGCUGGAUGAGGACUCCUACCUGGUGCCUGAGCUGGAUGGGGUCCGCAUCUUCUCCCGCAGUACCCAUGAGUUCUUGCACGAGGUUCCAGUGGCCAGCGAGGAGAUCUUUAAAAUUGCCUCAAUGGCCCCCGGAGCGCUACUGUUGGAGGCCCAGAAGGAAUAUGAGAAAGAGAGCCAGAAGGCGGAUGAGUACCUACGGGAGAUCCAGGAGCUGGGGCAGCUGCCCCAGGCCGUGCAGCAGUGCAUCGAGGCCGCGGGACAUGAGCACUGGCCAGACAUGCAGAAGAGUCUGCUCAGGGCGGCCUCCUUUGGAAAGUGUUUCCUGGACAGAUUUCCACCCGACAGCUUUGUGCGCAUGUGUCAGGACCUUCGUGUACUCAAUGCCAUUCGGGACUAUCACAUCGGGAUUCCCCUCACCUAUAGCCAAUACAAGCAGCUCACCAUCCAGGUGCUGCUGGACAGGCUUGUGUUGCGGAGGCUUUACCCCCUGGCCAUUCAGAUAUGUGAGUACCUGCGGCUUCCUGAAGUGCAGGGCGUCAGCAGAAUCCUGGCCCACUGGGCCUGCUACAAGGUACAACAGAAGGACGUGUCUGACGAGGAUGUUGCUCGUGCCAUUAACCAGAAGCUGGGGGACACACCUGGUGUCUCUUACUCUGACAUUGCUGCACGAGCCUAUGGCUGUGGCCGCACGGAGCUGGCCAUCAAGCUGCUGGAAUAUGAGCCACGCUCUGGGGAACAGGUUCCCCUUCUCCUAAAGAUGAAGAGGAGCAAACUGGCGCUAAGCAAGGCCAUCGAGAGUGGGGAUACUGACCUGGUGUUCACGGUGCUGCUGCACCUGAAGAAUGAGCUGAACCGAGGAGACUUUUUCAUGACGCUUCGGAACCAGCCCAUGGCCUUAAGUUUGUACCGACAGUUCUGUAAGCAUCAAGAGCUAGAGACGCUGAAGGACCUUUACAAUCAGGAUGACAACCACCAGGAGCUGGGCAGCUUCCACGUCCGAGCCAGCUACGCUGCAGAGGAGCGUAUUGAGGGGCGAGUCGCAGCUCUGCAGGCGGCAGCCGACGCAUUCUACAAGGCCAAGAAUGAGUUCGCAGCCAAGGCCACAGAGGAUCAAAUGCGGCUCCUACGGCUGCAGCGACGCCUAGAAGAUGAGCUGGGGGGCCGGUUCUUAGACCUGUCUGUACACGACACGGUCACCACCCUCAUCCUCAGCGGCCAAAACAAGCGUGCGGAGCAGCUGGCACGUGACUUCCGCAUCCCUGACAAGAGGCUCUGGUGGCUGAAGCUGACCGCCCUAGCAGAUCUGGAAGACUGGGAGGAGCUAGAGAAGUUUUCUAAGAGCAAGAAAUCACCCAUCGGCUACCUGCCCUUUGUGGAAAUCUGCAUGAAACAACACAACAAAUAUGAAGCCAAAAAGUAUGCUUCCCGCGUGGGUCCCGAGCAGAAGGUCAAGGCCUUGCUUCUCGUUGGGGACGUGGCUCAGGCUGCAGACGUUGCCAUCGAGCACCGGAAUGAGGCAGAGAUGAGCCUCGUAUUGUCCCACUGCACUGGAGCCACAGAUGGGGCCACGGCUGACAAGAUUCAGCGGGCCCGGGCUCAAGCCCAGAAGAAGUGAGGGGCCUACCUGCUCAUCUCCGCAAGCCCUGGGCCUGGCAGAAGUGUCACUGCUCAUCUAGCUCUUACCCCAGAGCAAAGCCCGAAGAGCUGGGGUGAGAAUGAGGGUUCUGGUUGUAAAUAAAGUCGAAACAUUUUA
Molecule: messenger RNA, 2805 nt
Organism: Lagenorhynchus albirostris (white-beaked dolphin)
Lineage: Eukaryota; Metazoa; Chordata; Mammalia; Artiodactyla; Delphinidae
Gene: VPS16
Product: VPS16 core subunit of CORVET and HOPS complexes
Exons: 24
Coding region: 148-2667 (839 amino acids)
Biological process (GO): endosomal transport; vacuole fusion, non-autophagic; intracellular protein transport
Cellular component (GO): HOPS complex; endosome; cytoplasm
Molecular function (GO): actin binding
Source: RefSeq, a predicted model, not a curated record